Cydia strobilella is the source of this 2330-nucleotide messenger RNA. It is a transcript of the gene angel, whose product is annotated as protein angel homolog 2. The record is from RefSeq and is a predicted model, not a curated record. Gene Ontology annotation, molecular function: 3'-5'-RNA exonuclease activity. The transcript has 9 exons. The coding region runs from base 185 to 1765 and encodes 526 amino acids. Lineage: Eukaryota; Metazoa; Arthropoda; Insecta; Lepidoptera; Tortricidae.
GUCAAGAAUUAAAGACUCAGAGCAAAUUCCAUGCCCCUUCUUGAAAUUCUUCUAACCACUCUGUUCUAAGUGGAUAUGUAUAUAUUAUAUGCAUGUUAACGGCUCUGGUAGCUAAUCUACUCUGAUCUGUCUAUUGCAUAAUAAUUAUGUUGUAUAUUUUGUAUUACUAUAUAUUUAUAACGAUAUGCAGAAGUUGACUGAUAGGUUUUGCAGAUAUUUAUUGCUCACAUCAAAUUAUUUUAAUAGCAGGACACAUAUCAGAAAAUACUCACAUUUAAGUUGUAAGAGAAAGUCAUGCUGCACUGUGGACAGAGUUCAAAUAUCGAUAUUUGGACAGAUAUACAUCCCCAGCCAGCAAGUGCAAUCAUAUGCAAAUGCAAAGCCAACACUUCGUUUGAAGAGACUUACAUUAAAAUCCAAUAAUUUAAAUAAGAUAAAACAAAUGAGUGAACCUUGGCAGCCCACUCCAAACCAUGUUAGCUAUGGAGGACAGUUUGUUGAAAUUUGUAGUGAUGACGACAGUGCCACUGAAGCCUGGCAGGAGAACUACAGUAGGGAGUCUACAAGUUGUGCUAGUCAAUCUCUGAAUUCAUCAAAUAUACCACCAGAUUUUCGGGUCUGGGAGUCAACUGGCAAAACUACUAAAUACAACAGUGGUAACCCGUUGAGGUUUCGCGUGCUGUCGUACAACGUAUUAGCGCAGUAUCUGUUAGAAUGUCACCCGUACUUGUACACACAGUGCACGCCUCGGAACUUGAAGUGGAAGAUCCGAGCGGCGCGACUAUACGACGAAAUAUUGAAGUUGGCGCCCGACAUUCUAUGUCUCCAAGAAGUACAAGCGUCUCAUCUAAACAGUUUUUACUCUAAAUUUGAGAAAAUUGGUUACUCUGGUAUAUUUAAAAGAAAAACGGGACACCGACAUGAUGGAUGCGCUAUUUAUUUCAAACACUCUCUUUUUGAAAUGCAAGAUACUGUCAGUGUGGAGUUCUACCAACCGGAGCUUCCGAUCCUCAACCGCGACAACAUAGGCAUGAUGGUGAAGCUGGUCCCGCGGCACUGCCCCGACACGCCCAUAGUGGUGGUCACCACUCACCUGCUCUACAACCCUAAGCGCACCGACGUCCGGCUGGCUCAGAUGCAGCUCUUGCUGGCCGAGAUUGACAGAUUUGCGUAUUUCGACAAUGGAAGAGAAUCGGGUCAUAUACCCGUGAUCUUGACCGGAGACUUUAACUCGACGCCGGAUAGUGCUGUCGUCAGGCUGCUCGACAAGGGACACGUAAGCGCCAGUCCGUUCCGGGACAGCUCAGAUUGGAAGAAAAUUGGAGUAACGGAUAACUGCCAACAUCUCUCCGUUUUAUUGAACCGGUCCAAAGGAUUGCCUACUGAUUUUUGCAUGACAAAGAUAUACAAUUCAGAAUAUCGGUCCAAUUUGUCCGAGCUCGAGGACGGCUCAGUCAGCCGCGACGACGAGUACGGCGAGCUGUUUAACAGCGGCGCGCUCGGCCACUGUUUCAACCUAGUGUCGGUCUACGACAAGGUCAAGCACGACGGCAGCCACGAGGCCACCACCUUCCAAGACUACUGGGUCACGGUGGACUACAUUUAUUUUAGCUGCUGCAGCAGCAUGAAGCUAGUGGAGAGGCUGCGGCUGCCGACAGCGGCCGAGUGCCAGGCGCUAGGCAAGCUGCCCAACGACGUGUACGCCUCGGACCACCUCGCCCUAGGUGGCACCUUCGAACUUAAGCCACUUAUGUCUUCCUUAUAACGUAUCGUAACGUACUUUGAAUAUUACGACCAGCGGACAAUAUUUUUAUGGUAGCGAUAAGCAUAAAUAAUUACGGUCGCACGCUGGUAUUUAGAUGAUUAUUGAAAUGAUUCAAAUCUAGUGACGUGAAGUAAAGACAUAGGAAGUGCUCCUGGUCGCAGUAGAAUUGACAUAUCUGUAUUGUCUGUGAACACGAUUUGACUAGGGUACUAGUAGUAGUAGGGCAGUAGUACAUUGCCACUACUAUAUUGCUUAAUAGGCUAUUUGACAAAUUUUUGAAAAUGGUUUUAAUUGAUUGUUUAUAACUAAAUAAUUACACUACAUUAAUAUUUCCGUGAAAUUUCCUGUAUUAAAUAUAAAAAAACAAUGUUAAAGUUUAUUUAUUUUGAACGCGCCUUAAACGCUGUUUUUGCAAAGGGGCUAAUCACGUGACACGUGUGACGUCAUACGCGAGAAAACUCAGUCAAUGACCUUAGUAAAUCUUAUGGUUUAUGUGUUAUGUGCAUUGAAUUGAUUAUUUCACUGUAAAAUGGUAUAUAAAUGGUGUAUAGUGCCGCAAUGUUCA